AGCAGUAAUCCUCUGAGCGGUGAAAACUUACAAACCUACACCUAUCGCGUUGGAGAAAAAAAAAAUUUGGUUAAGCAAAGGGUUUCCUCUGAAUAUCUGCUCUACUUCAAUUUGAUAGAUAUCAGUUCUCCCAUCACCGGUUCAGGCUCCAGGGGUAGUUCGUACACCGUCUCGGUCGAGGAACGUCGUAAUCCGCAGAAGACGAGCUUAGGACUGCUGGCCAACGGUAACACGCCAUAUGGGUGUGUCGGUCGACCGGGACAAAGGAACAUCUUGACUGGCGAAAACUGCGAGAUCUAUCUGGUCUGCCAGGAGAUGCGCAGCGAAAGGCGCCCAUUGACGGCUUCAGGAGUGGUCAAUGGGACAGUCUCCGCCACAACGAAUGGGGUCAUGUCAACCAAGGACAAAGUACGAUUGUUUACUAACACCUGGUGGGAGUAG
This is a messenger RNA of Protopolystoma xenopodis, 441 nucleotides long. NCBI's taxonomy places the organism in Eukaryota, Metazoa, Platyhelminthes, Monogenea, Polystomatidea, Polystomatidae. The record is from the annotation of a GenBank genome assembly.